Messenger RNA from Dentiscutata erythropus, 288 nucleotides. The record is from the annotation of a GenBank genome assembly. NCBI's taxonomy places the organism in Eukaryota, Fungi, Glomeromycota, Glomeromycetes, Diversisporales, Gigasporaceae.
AUGGAUUUCAUUACAGAUUUACCUAUAUCUUUGGGUUUUGACUUUAUUUUAGUAGUUGUGAAUCAGUUGUCUAAGAUGGCACAUUUUAUAGCUUGCAGGAAAAGUAUAAGCACAGAACAGACAGCACAAUUAAUUUUUAGAGAAAGAGUCAUGAAGCCUCCCUCACCUGUAAUCAUGAAAGAUAAAAGUGAAUACGAAGUUGAUGCUAUAUUAGAUUUAAAAAUAUUUCAGAAAAAAUUAUACUACCUGUUCGCAUGGAAAGGCUACGACAUAAAUGAACAUUCUUAA